AUGCGUGCCAAUCGAAGUUGGAUGAAGGCGCAUCGGCGCUCUGCAGAGUUUCAAAGUGGCGUUGACGAGUUCGUUGCGGUAACAACGAACCACGUGAACACUGACGGAUUAGCUCGAUGCCCAUGCAUGCGGUGUUUGAAUGUGAAUUUCCACACACCUGCAACUAUAAGGGUUCAUUUAUUUCUCAGCGGGAUCCAACCUUCGUACAACCCCUGGUAUUUCCACGGGGAGACUUUCUCUCAGCCCGCAAUUGAACUUCCUGAAAAUGACGAAGAGGAAAUGGCAGAUGUGUUGGCGGACAUGUUAAGAGGGGACCCUGGGUUUGACGAAUCUGCUAACACUACUGAUUCUUUCAAUGAACCCCCUAUCAACGACAACAACAAGUUUGAUGACUUGUUUAAGGAGAUGGAGGCUGAGUUAUAUCCAGGUUGCAAAAAAUCAGCCCUAAAUGCACUGGUAAAGCUUAUGCACUGCAAGGUUUUGAAUAGGUGGAGCAACCACUCUUUCGAUAUGUUGCUGUCCAUCUUGAUUGAUCUAUUUCCAGAAGGGACAAAAUUACCGAAGUCGCAUUAUGAGUCGAAUAUGCGAUUGCGCAAUCUAGGUUUGGGUUACGACUCAAUAGAUGUGUGCAAGUAUAAUUGUGCUAUUUUCUGGAAGGAGAAUGAGAAGAAGGAGUUUUGCCCUGUAUGUGGCGAAUCACGAUGGGUGAAAAGAAAGGGUAAGGGGAAAAAAGUUCCUCACAAAGUUAUGCGUUACUUCCCACUCACACCUAGACUAAAACGAUUAUAUUUCUCAAGACACACUGCGGAGGAUAUGCGGUGGCAUUACUCGCAGAGACCAAAAGAAGACGGUGUGCUUAGGCAUCCUGCGGAUGCUGAAGAAUGGAAGCAGUUUGACCGCCUUCAUCCAUCUUUUGCUGUUGAACCUAGAAAUGUCGGUCCAUCAUCUCCUGGGAAAGACAUAGAUGUAUUCAUGAGGCCGUUAAUUGAUGAACUGAAACAGUUGUUGGAGACGGGUGUUGAAACCCGAGAUGCCUACAACGGAACUGUGUUUUCAAUGCGUGCGGCAGUGUUGUGGACAAUAAAUGACUUUCCUGCUUAUGCUCUAAUGUCUGGUUGGAGCACAAAAGGGUAUAUGGCGUGUCCCACUUGCAAUGAACAUACUCCUUCCAUUGGCCUAAAUAGUAAGAUUGGAUAUGUUGGCCACAGACGCUUUCUCGAAAUGAGUGAUCCGAGAAGGAGAAGCAAAAAGUACAAUGGUAAGCCUGAGAAGAGAGCACCACCUCCUGUAUUGAUGGGGGAUGAUAUUUUAACUCAAUUAGACCGAAUUCCAUUGACUUUGCCUGGAAAACACAAACAGUUCGGGGGUGUGAAACGGAAGCGUUCUAGUGAAGAGCUCAAUUGGUCUAAAAAAAGUAUUUUUUUUGAGCUUGAGUACUGGAAGUCAAAGUCCUUACGACAUAAUCUUGAUGUAAUGCACAUUGAGAAAAAUGUGUGUGACAGUUUAGUAGGUACUCUUCUAAGUAUCGACGAGAAGUCAAAGGAUACCGACAAGGCGAGAAUGGAUUUGCAAGACUUGCAAAUACGACGAGAGUUGUGGUUGUAUGAAGACCGGAAUGGGAAGUGGAAGAAGCCUCCAGCUAGUUACACACUUAGUGUUCAAGAACGGAUUGAAUUUGCAGACUUCAUAAAGUCUGUACGAUUUCCGGACGGUUUUGCAGCAAACUUAGACAAAAAUGUAAAUUUGGAUACGGGCAAGAUUUCCGGGCUCAAAUCACAUGAUUGUCAUGUGUUGUUACAACGUUUACUACUGGCAGGUAUCCGUAAUUUCUUGAGAAAAGAAAUCCGGGACACAAUCAUUGAGCUGUGUGUGUAUUUCAAACAAUUAUGCUCAAGAACACUUCAUGUUUCGGAUUUAGAAAAAAUGCAAAUAAAUAUUCUAACUAUUUUGUGCAAGUUAGAAACAAUUUUUCCACCGGCUUUCUUUGACAUAAUGGUUCACGUAGUUAUGCAUCUCCCUCAAGAAGCUAUACUAGGUGGACCAGUGCAGUACAGGUGGAUGUAUCCCAUUGAACGGUGA
Molecule: messenger RNA, 2079 nt
Organism: Cannabis sativa
Lineage: Eukaryota; Viridiplantae; Streptophyta; Magnoliopsida; Rosales; Cannabaceae
Exons: 2
Coding region: 1-2079 (692 amino acids)
Source: RefSeq, a predicted model, not a curated record